AUGAAUACACUGUCACCGAAUGCGGAAAUCGAUUUGGACGCAGUUGUCCACUUGUCAUGCAAUUCAAAACUGAACAAGCUUACUAUAAUUUCUGAUAACUUGAAUCGUGCCAAGCGUACUCCAAUCGAAGCCAAUAAACAGGAGCCUCCAAAAGAAGAGUCAAAAGUUCAAGAGCCCGCAAAUGUUGAAGCAAAAACUAAUAUUGAGCCAGCUAAAGCACGAGACGGAAAGCUACUCAAUGUCGAUAGCGGCAAAGUUGAUGCACCAGUAAAAGAGACAGCGCCAGUGAACAAACAAGAACAAAAGGCAAAAGUUCCUGAUCUACCCGCUAAGCAGUCGAACAACGAAGAUGAAGCAGCUGUCUUUCCGGAUGUAGAUCCUGAGCCAAAAUCACCAAAUGUUGCUAAGGAAGAGAAGGUUGUUUCUGGGGGUAGCGGCGGCGGCGGUGGAGGCAGCAGCAACAGCGCCUUAGAAAAGACCAAAAGUGGCACCUGCCUAAACUGGAAUGCAUUCGAAAUGAAAAAGACUGGUCCGCCAACUGACCCAACGUACAGCUUCUCCUUUCAGAUGUUCGUCACCGAGCCACAAUUGCAGGGACUUUACACGCUGUACUUUCACAAUUGCCUAAACUACCAGGACAAACUGGAGGAUUCUGCUGGCGUGUACACUGCCAUCGAUCUGGACAUCUUCAUCGAAGAGCGCAAUCUGCACAAUUUCCUCUCAGCAGGCGAAGUUCCGCUGCCGCAGCUAUUUUUCGCCCUUUCUAUCAUCUUCUUCAUUCUGGGCAUCAUUUGGUUCUACUCUCUGCAGAAUAGGGCUAGCGAAACUUUUAAGAUCCACUACCUGAUGGGCGUGCUGGUCUUUGUGAAGGCUAUCUCACUUCUCUUUCAUGGCAUCAACUACUACUUCAUCGCCCGUGAUGGCACUCAGGUGGAAACCUGGGCCAUACUGUACUACAUUACGCACUUUCUAAAGGGUGCCCUCAUGUUUAUCACCAUUGUCCUCAUCGGCACCGGUUGGGCGUUUAUCAAACACAUCCUCUCUGAAAAAGACAAGAAGAUCUUUAUGAUUGUCAUUCCACUGCAAGUGCUGGCGAACAUUGCCGACAUUAUCACUGAGGAGAGUGAAGAGGGUGCCCUCAUUCACACUGUCUGGCGGGAAAUCUUCAUUCUCGUCGACAUAGUCUGCUGCGGAGCCAUUCUCUUUCCGGUCAUCUGGUCAAUUCGACACCUGCAGGAAGCUUCUCAGACAGACGGCAAGGCUGCAAUGAACUUGAAGAAGCUGCAGCUUUUCCGCCAAUUUUACGUCAUGAUAGUCGUGUACAUUUACUUUACGCGUAUCAUCGUAUACCUCGUGAAAAUCACCGUGCCUUUCAACUACAAUUGGCUAGACCAACUGUUUCAACAUGUCGCCACUUUGGUAUUCUUCAUCUUCACCGGAUAUCGCUUUCAGCCGGCCUCAUCCAACCCUUACUACCAGCUACUGCAGGAGGAAAUGGAAAUGGACGAGGAAGUGUAA
Molecule: messenger RNA, 1518 nt
Organism: Rhagoletis zephyria (snowberry fruit fly)
Lineage: Eukaryota; Metazoa; Arthropoda; Insecta; Diptera; Tephritidae
Source: RefSeq, a predicted model, not a curated record